AGGAUUUUGCGACCGCGAUCGUGCGGUGCGUGCCUGGUUUAACUUUUGUCUUAUCAGUGUUUGUCGUUGUCUUAUAUCUUAUCUCUACUUGUUGCUCGGAACACGUGUGUUUCUUUUUUCUCGUGAAAUUGUUAUUGUCUAAUUUCACAAUUAUUAUGCAGGCGUGAGAGAACGUGUGUGUCAUUGUGAGGCUUCCAACUUCAAAAACUUUUGGACAGCGUUAAAAAAAAGACAAAUCAUGUCUCAACUGUACGAAUUUUAUGAUAAAUUAGAAUAUGAUAAGGUCGAUCGAAAGGAAAUAUUGUCCAAAAUAAAGGCUUUGGCUGACACAGCAGAAAUUAAAGAUGUCAAUAACACUUGCCAAAGAUAUCGUGAAACAGCACUUGUGAUGAAAAACAAUAUAUCUCUUUUUCAUGCUGUUUUUGGACAUGUUGAUGUGGCUACUAGUAUAAUAGAAUGUUUAAAUAAAUAUUAUGCUAAGCUUGAACCUUGCUUUAAUAUUGGUUUAUAUAAUGGAAAUUAUUUUGUUGAUGAUGUAAUUUCAAUGAUCACGCUUUUCAAUUUACCGUCAGAUUAUACAUAUGUAAAAUGUUUUCUAGAGAAAAUGCUUGUGUUUCCUGAUGUACCAGUAUAUUGUAUUUCAUUAAACAAGCUAGAGUUUGAACUCGUACUUUUAGAGGACUCAGACUUACAUGCAGUUAUGUUUUACCUAAUAAGAAUGUGUACAACUGAUGUUUAUUAUUCUCUGCCAACCAAAAUUUUGAUUCAAGAACCAAUAAAAGACAAAUUUUUAUAUUAUAAAGAAAAAUAUGAAAUUGAAUAUGAAGAUUGUAGUAAAUUACGUGAUGUUGAAAUCAAAGUAUUUCGAUCGAAGCAAGAAUUGCUUACGCCUAAGAAAUCUCAUUUUGUGAACUUUGUAUCCAUUUGGUCUGAAGAUAUUACAACUGCAAAAAAUUUAGCAAUAUCCUUAAAUAGAGAUUGUGUAUUUAUAAAUACAUAUUACGAGUUCUUUAGCGGUGAUGAAGUUCUUUUGCCUAUAAACAGAAUUCUUGGAAAGUCCUUGGAAGGUACAUUGGCCACUCAUCGUUUCAAAUGUAAUUGUAAUGAUGAUAACACAGUAACAACACAAAAUGUACUAGAUGGCCCAGUCAGUAAUUUGUUUUAUGAUGGCUCGUGGCAAAAACCUGUGAAAGAGAGAUAUUGGACGCAUAUAAAUGAUAAAAUGCAUGGUGUAUGGGCUCAGGCAGAAUGGAACGAUAUAUCCAAAUGUGUUCUCUCUGCUUCAAAAGGAUUCAAAACUUGGAGUACUACAUCAGUUGAAUCUAGGAUACGAAUAUUAUCUAAGUUUGCCCACUCGUUGGAAUGCACUGGUCAUGUAACAUUGGCAAACAUAAUACAAAAAUGGAUCAAAUUUCCAUUCAUCCAUGAAAGUUCAAUAAUUCACACGAAUAGUGAAACAGGAGCAAAAAUAGAAGUGACAAAAAUUUGUGAGGGAAAAGACAUUAUUAUCAUUAAAGAAGAAACCGAAACUGCAUUGUUUGAUCGAUUAACACAAACCCUAAUUGCUGGCAAUUCUGUUAUUGUAAUAUGUGACGCAAGUGUCUGUAAUUUGGCACCGUAUUGCGACAUGUUGUCAGCGUCUAAGAUGCCUCCAGGUGUUGUGAACUUGUUAUCGCAUAAAAACAUACAUCACUUGGAGCUUUACUUAUGUGGAACAGACUACGCAACUUAUAAAAAACGAUUUUUCUCAGAAGAUGCAAAACUAACGCGCACAAAUCUUACUAUGCUUAAACAUAUUCUACUUUAUCUCUAAAUAUAUCAAACUCACAACUGUGCAGGGUAAUAUAUAAAUGAACUCACAGUAUGUUUACGAUCAAAAAUAUUCUUUACACUUUUAUUAGUAAAUUAUAUUUACAUGUUGCUAAAAUGAUAAAAUAUGUUAUGUAUCA
Messenger RNA from Pseudomyrmex gracilis, 1949 nucleotides. RefSeq lists its product as uncharacterized. The record is from RefSeq and is a predicted model, not a curated record. Bases 239 to 1813 code for a protein of 524 amino acids. Lineage: Eukaryota; Metazoa; Arthropoda; Insecta; Hymenoptera; Formicidae. Gene Ontology annotation, molecular function: oxidoreductase activity. The transcript has 9 exons.